AUGGCUUUUCUUUAUGAAGAAGAUGUCAUCAGCGAUAUUGAAAAUGUCGUACAAGAAAGGCUUGCUGAUUCUUCUUUGCAAAACGACUACGUAUCAGAUGAUAAGACUGAUCAGCACAAUGAUAGUAUGGAUGUAGACGGAGUAUACUUAACUAAGUUAAAAGCUAUUGACGAACCCUUGUAUGAGAUAUCACUCCGGGCAGAGCAAGAAGCUGCAGCUACAGAAGCAGAGGCAUCUCAUAAUCUUAGUACAGAAAAGCAAGGCAAUAAAACUAAAGAUGAUCCUUUACAUGAAAUAUCACUCCAGGCAGAGCAAGAAGCUGCUGAGAACUAUAAAAAUUUUACAUCAGAGGAACUUGAUCAAAGUUAUUUCAUGCCAAAAAAAUUAAUUAAAAAUGCAAUGCGCUAUGUAAAUCAAGUGCAAUCUGAGCACUACUCAAUCCUUAAAAAAUGUAGACAGACUUUAUUGGACAAACAACUAUCUACAGUUAUUAUAAGAAGCAGAAAAAGAAUAGAUACAACACAUGGUUGUGUUCAUUGGAGAGUAAGAUUUUUAAAGGCAAUUAACACAGCCAUAUAUUCACAUGAUUGGAAUAAAUUAUUGUAUAUAUUAAGAAAAUCGCCAAUAGAUGAACAUAUUAAUAAAAAGACAGAAUAUCAUUACAUAAGGGCAUUAACAAUUCUGUUAAUGAACCAUCCCUAUGCAAAAUCACAAUCUUUAUUAAAUCAUUAUUUUCAUAUGGUCCUGUCCUGUCGCUCUGACCAAGAUAAAAAAGCCUUAUAUAAAGUAUUGCUCACAAUGCCGGAUAAACUAAUGGGAUUUAACGUCUACAAUAGAUUGCACAACAAACUGAAUGAUAAUGAAGAAUCUAUAGGAAAUAAUGCUGUCGGUCUCCCAGUGGCUAAAGCAAUGAUGUCAGAUGAUGGGGAAUGUAUAGAGUGGAAGUAUAAUUUAUUAUUGGAUGGUCCGGCUGAAAUUUGGCUACUUGGACUUGAACAUACUAUGAGAGUUGUUUUAAGGGAGAUUCAAUGGACGUCAGACUGCACACGUACCCUAUGUCGUUGUGAGCUAAUGAAAGAGAAAAAGCCGCUGAAGAAAUUGCGCAAAAAGCAAAACCUAAUUCUCAGUACAUUACAAAAUAUGUCCCGAAAAGAGAUUUCAAAGAUAUUGCGUUGUAAAGUUAACGCUUUGUGUGUCAUAGAGAUACAUUCAAGAGAUACUGUUGAUAGGAUGUAUAAACUGGGUUGUAUGACAGUAUCGGCCUUUGAGUGGUUCUCACAGUUAAAGUUCUACUGGGACCGGGAGCGGGAGGAUUGUUUCAUCAGACAGACAAACACAAACUCGAUAUAUACUUACGAGUAUAUAGGGAACUCAGGUCGGCUUGUUAUCACACCGCUAACUGACAGAUGCUACAUAACUCUAACAACGGCGUUGCAUCUAUUCCGCGGGGGUAGUCCCCAAGGCCCGGCGGGGACAGGCAAGACUGAGACUACCAAAGAUCUGGGUCGAGCUUUAGCCAGAUGGGUCGUUGUCACCAAUUGUUCUGAUGGAUUGGACUAUAAAUCAAUGGCCAAAUGUUUUGCGGGAAUAUCCCAAAGUGGGUGUUGGGGCUGCUUUGACGAGUUCAACCGCAUCAACAUUGAAGUACUCUCUGUAGUGGCUCAGCAGAUUCUGGCAGUGCUGUUGGCACUGUCUCUCUUCCUCAAAAGGUUCGUCUUUGAAGGAUCUGAUAUCAAGCUGGACGGCAACUGUGGGAUAUUUAUUACAAUGAAUCCUGGUUACGCUGGCCGGACAGAGCUGCCGGAUAACUUGAAGUCCAUGUUCCGUCCGAUCGCAAUGUGUGUGCCGGACUCGCUCAUUAUCGCUGAAAAUACGUUAUUCUCGGAUGGUUUUACGGCUUAUAAGAUUAAUGCUAAAAAGGUGUUUACGCUAUAUGAAUUGGCUAUGCAGCAGUUGUCAAAGCAGGAUCAUUAUGACUUCGGUCUACGGUCUAUGGUCGCGUUACUCCGGUACGCAGGAGUAAAGAGACGAGCUUAUCCUAACCUGCCUGAACAGGAGAUGGUGAUCCUGGCCAUGCGUGACAUGAAUGUGGCUCGAUUGACAGCCAAAGAUGUGCCAUUAUUUGAUGGCAUCAUGCAAGAUAUAUUCCCUGAUGUGGUUGUACCAACCUUGGACUAUGAGAUGCUGGAAACCGCGAUAUCUGCUGAGAUGAGGCUGGUGGGCCUACAACCAGUAAAGGCGGCAUUGCAUAAGGUCAUACAGACGUAUGAGACCAAGAAUUCGCGGCACUCCAGUAUUCUCUUAGGCGAUACGAACACAGCUAAAACAGUAUCUUGGAAGAUGUUAGCUUCAACUAUCAGUCGUUUGAAACGCGAAAAGGUACCUGGCUUCGAGAAUGUUCAAGUGCACCCAAUGAACCCCAAAGCUCUUACCCUGGGUGAGUUGUAUGGAGAGUACAACCUGGCUACGGGGGAAUGGAAGGAUGGAGUGCUCUCUUCCAUUAUGAGGACGACUUGUCAAGACGAGUCCCCUGAUCAAAAGUGGAUAAUAUUUGACGGGCCCGUGGACGCGAUUUGGAUCGAAAAUCUGAAUUCGGUGAUGGACGACAAUAAACUACUUACGCUGGUGAACAGUGAGAGGAUUUCUAUGCCCCCUCAGGUGUCACUGUUAAUAGAGACAUUGGACCUUGCUGUGGCAUCUCCAGCAACGGUGUCUCGUAAUGGAAUGGUCUACAAUGAUUAUAAGGACUGGGGAUGGUGGCCGUUUGUCAACUCUUGGCUUGAGACUGUUGACGAUCUCGAAUAUAGGGAGAUGCUCCGUCGUCAUUUCCUAAACAUCUUAACACCUGUGCUGGAGCUGAAGAGGCUCCACUUAGUGGAAGGCCAGAGCGUGAGGGGUCAGGAGCUGACAGGUGCAAGGUCGCUCUGUCGGCUAUUGGGUCUCCUACCAGCCCCAGCACCGCCACAGCCCGAUGAGGAGGACAAUGAAGGGCUGUCAAAAAUGAGGUUUCUCUUUGCUAUGAUUUGGUCGGUAUGUGCAACCCUGGAAGAAGAAUCACGUCGUAAGUUGGACAACUGGGUCCGGGAACACGAAGGUGUCUUCCCCUUGAAAGACACUGUGUACGAUUAUUACGUUGAUGAGAGGCUGCGAGCCUUCAAACCCUGGGAGGAUAAACUGCCUGAUAACUGGCGGUUUAAUCCUAGUUUGGGAUUCCACAAUAUCCUGGUGCCAACAGUGGAGUUUAUUCGGGUACAAAUAAUCGCAUUGGAUAUGCUCAAAGCUGGAUAUGGUGUUCUGGUUGGUGGAGGGACCGGAACUGGGAAGACGUUCCUCAUUCAGGGAACUCUUGCUCAAUUGGAUUCUGAUAGAUACAGCAUGCAAGUCAUUAAUAUGUCGGCUCAGACGACGGCGGCCAAUGUGCAAGAUAUUAUUGAAGCUCGACUCGAGAAGAGGACUAAAGGGAAUUAUGUACCGGCGGGGGGUAAAAGAAUGAUAGCGUUUAUGGACGACAUAAAUAUGCCGGUGCGUGAUGCUUACGGAUCCCAGCCACCUCUGGAACUAGUGCGCCUGUGGCAUGAUUAUGGCUAUUGGUUUGAUAGGCAGAAGCAAUGGCGUAAGAAUGUUAAGGAUAUGGUCCUAUGCGGCGCUGCCGGACCCCCAGGUGGGGCCAGGUCCAACCUGCCUCCUCGUCUCCUCUCCUGCUUCCACGCCUUCUUUCUACCCCCACCCACGCAGCAGCAGCUCAUCAAGAUAUUCGGGACUAUGCUGUCUCAGCAUCUAUCUGACUUCGACGAGGAGACGAAGACUAUCGGUAAAAUAGUGCUGACUGCGACAAUAGAUACUUUUAACAACAUUGUCGCGAAGUUACUACCGACGCCAAGUAAAAUGCACUACCUGUUCAAUUUGAGGGACAUCUCGAAGAUUUUUCAGGGUCUCCUAAGGAGUAACAAGGAUUAUCAAAACACGAAGCCAAGAUUUCUUCGUCUUUGGGUCCACGAAUGCUUCCGGGUGUUUAGUGAUCGACUGACUGAAGAGAAAGAUCGUGAUUGGUUUAUGGGUCAAAUGGGAGACAUGUUGGGUAAACACUUUGAGCUGACCUUCCACGCUCUCUGCCCCUCUAAGAGUCCUCCCAUAUUUGGGCACUUCUUAAAUCCAUUCGAGGUGUAUGAUGAUCUCAAUGAUGCUAACGCACUGCGCAGAUUCAUAACCAAUCAAAUGGAGGAAUACAACAGUUGUCCGGGUGUUGUCAAAAUGGACCUAGUGCUGUUUAAAGAUGCGAUUGAACAUAUUGUCAGAAUUGUCAGAGUUAUAUCGCAGCCAAGAGGGCAUAUGCUAUGUGUGGGGAUAGGUGGGUCAGGUCGUCAAAGUUUAACCCGAGUCGCGUCCUACAUUUGCGAGUGCAACUCGUUCCAAGUGGUCGUAACUAAAACUUAUGGAGUGAAGGACUUCAGAGAAGACCUUAAGGUCCUUUACUCAACCUGUGGUGUGGACAGCAAGAAGACAACUUUUAUCUUCUGCGACACUCAGAUAGUGGAGGAGACAUUUACGGAAAUAAUUAACAAUUUGUUAAGUAGUGGCGAAGUCACUAAUUUAUUCAAACCUGACGAAUUUGAAGAUAUAAAGCAAGCCCUGGAGAAGCCGAUGAAGGCAGCAAACCUUAUGCAAACCAAUGAGGCUGUAUAUCUAUUCCUCGUGGACCGAGUGAGGGCCAAUAUGCAUAUUGUUCUCUGCUUCAGCCCUAUUGGAGAUGAGUUCAGGAACCGAAUCCGCCAGUACCCAGCGCUCAUAAACGCGACCACCACAAAUUGGUUCCUGGAGUGGCCCCGAGAGGCGCUGCUCGAAGUCGCUUACAAGUUCCUUGACGGGGUCGAGUUACUCGCCUCUAUCACUGGGCCUAGGGUGCGUCGAAAGGAAUCCCUCGUGGAAAGCCGCGAAGACGCAUUACGUGCGUCUGUAGCUUCUAUAAUGUCUU
Molecule: messenger RNA, 4972 nt
Organism: Pieris macdunnoughi
Lineage: Eukaryota; Metazoa; Arthropoda; Insecta; Lepidoptera; Pieridae
Source: the annotation of a GenBank genome assembly